This is a messenger RNA of Lichtheimia ornata, 813 nucleotides long. RefSeq lists its product as uncharacterized. The record is from RefSeq and is a predicted model, not a curated record. The coding region runs from base 1 to 813 and encodes 270 amino acids. The transcript has 4 exons. Lineage: Eukaryota; Fungi; Mucoromycota; Mucoromycetes; Mucorales; Lichtheimiaceae.
AUGUCGCAAUUACAACGAGAGGAGCUUUUGGAAGCAGGACGCAAAAAGCUCAAGGACUAUCAGCUUCGCCGCCGUAGCACGAAUACAAGCUUUUCUACAUCACUGUUGACAGAUGCAGCCACGAAACGUCUUUCAGCUUCUUCUCAAAAGUGGCGACAUCGAUCUCUUCAAAUCAACUCAAAGCUAAAUGCAGAUGAUCCAGGGAUCCCAUCACCCACUACCACUGUUGCUUCACCCACAUCCAUGCAUGAAAGUGAUCUCCAAGGAUACCCAUCACCACCGCUUUCUCGACCACCCUCCUCCGCUAUCGAGCCUGUCCAACCAACACCCACCGCAUCAACACCGAUCCCAUCAUCAUCAUCAAGACGUCGACAACCACCAAAACCUUUACAACUACAAGAUCCAUCCAACCAUCAUCAACAACGAACAGCAUCAUCCUCCUCCUCUCGCCAUGAACGUUCCCAAAGUAAUGUGAUUGAUUAUUCGGCACAAUUUCCAAGCACGUGGGCGUAUGCCAAUGCAACCAAAUCACCUAUCAUGCCAGUCUCCAAUAUGGAUGAAGCUUUAACGUGGAUUAUCCAAAACAAUCGGCUGGUGCAAGAGAAUCAGCGGCUUAAACGAGAAUUGGAGAUGGUCAAAAUGGAACGCGCCCAAUUGGCUGACACCAUCCAGGAGAUGAAACAGCAGCAUAGCAGUCAAAGUGAGAAUGAAAGGAUCAAGGAGACCCUGCGGCAGGUACGCAGUCAAGAACGAGCAAGGUGGGCCGAGAUUGUAGAAAAAUUGGAACGAGAAGUGCGUGAUUUAAAGAAAUAA